This is a messenger RNA of Homalodisca vitripennis (glassy-winged sharpshooter), 1349 nucleotides long. Its product is annotated as chromatin target of PRMT1 protein-like. The transcript is spliced from 7 exons. The record is from RefSeq and is a predicted model, not a curated record. NCBI's taxonomy places the organism in Eukaryota, Metazoa, Arthropoda, Insecta, Hemiptera, Cicadellidae. Bases 300 to 1157 code for a protein of 285 amino acids.
CAUUCUCCUUAGUCUUUUUCAUCAUUUUUGCAACAUGAUAUUUUUCUAACUAAACUAUUCUUGUUCUUGCGAUUUCGCCAUUGGCAUUGUGUUCGUUGUGUUAUUUAGAGAGGUAAUUUAGUGAAUUUGUGUAGUUUGUACGUCAGAGUUGUGUUAGUAUGCAGAUUUUUUCGUUUUACAUGUUUAUAAGUCUUGAAAGUUAAUUCAGUUUUCUGUAUACACAUUAUUUAGUUAAGUUGUUUGAACGAACAAGAGAACAAACUUUAUCUAUCAACUUAAUUUUAGGAAGAACGAAGACCAUGUCGCUGAAGAAGAUUUUGUUGAAAGGGACAACACGGAUGUCACUUCAUGAACGCUUCACCUGCCUGCGUAACCAAAGUGGAGGCGAGUCAUCUGGGUCACAGGUCACCGUGCAGUCAGUACGCCAGGGAUUAUUCAGUGCCAGCCAAGCAGCAUCAGCGAAGAACCGACGUCUAGCACAGAUGAUGGACCGUCGACCCUCAGUUAUUGCGGCUCUCAAAGUUAGAAAGCGGCUCAUGAAGCAGCGGUUGGGCCAAGGGCAGCAGAGGCUGUCCAUUAAGGAUCGUCUAAGUCUACGAGGACGAGGAGGAUUGCGUGGUCGUGUGGGACAGCGCGGACUGACACUAGGCCGAUCUCCACUCACUAGACUGCGUGGUGGCCGUGGCAACAGGCGGCCUGGCAGAGGGAAUCUUAGUCGCAGUCAAAGCCAAACCAAUCUAAUAAGGAGUCAGAGUAUCCAGUCACUGACUGCAAGGCGCAGCCUCAACAGAGGAGGUGGUGAUGGAAUUAUCGUGAGAGGUAGAGGCAGAUUCCAGAAUAGAAACAUAUUCAAUCACCAAGAGUUUCGCAGAGGAGGUCGUGGAAGAGGUUUUCGAACACGUGGAGGUGGAUUCAACAGAAACCAGAAUGAUUUCCAAACCAGAAGGGGAGGUGGAUUCGGUCGCUUCAACAACCGAGGUGUCAGAUCAAGAGGAUUCAGCAGGGGCCGUGGAGGUGGACGUGGCAGAGGAGGGAGGGCUCCUGUCCCAACAAAAGAGGAACUGGAUUCUCAGCUGGACCAAUACAUGGCAGGCUCUCGUGGUGUGCUUGACCGAGAACUUGACUCCUACAUGGCUCAGCAAGAGAGCUGGGAUUAACUCCUUAUCCGUUAAUUUGUAAAUAUACGUUUAUCUGUACAUUUUUUCUACCUUGAGUUUUUUCAAAGUGUGAUACUUCAUACCCUCACUUGAAAAAUGUUUAGAUGUAGAAUUCACCUAUCAUAAUUUUUUGAACUAGAUUUAUCUUAUUUUUUAUUUCCAAUAAACUGUAAAUAAAUCUGUUUUAUUAUA